AUGCAAUCCAAGAUCGAGUCCUUGAUUGGAAAACUACAAGAGACCUCAUUGUCAGGGCUCGUCUCAUCGGUCCCCUUGACUUUGGAGACACAACUGGAACACAAUACUACCCACCUUAUCUCCCCCAUAAAAAAAAAACACCCUUUCACCAUCAAACUAAAGACCUUGAAUGAGAUUUUACUGCUUGCAUUGCUCCACGACACAGAAGCCACCAACAUUACACUAAAGUGCCGUGUCCUCGAGCUUCAGGCCAUGAAUAUCCUGAAUGAGAGGUAUUGCAAGGUCCUUCGUGGACAGCUUGCAAAUCAGGAAGCAAAAAAUUUGCUGUGUUUCCUUUCUGGUGAUGAGUUCUAUGAGAAAGUUGUUGAAUUUGAACAGGAGCAGAAAAAGUGUGUCUCCGAGAAGAAGACAAGGAAAGAAGAACGUGAGAAGAGGGCCAAAGGACUGGCAGUGUGGAAACAUCUUGAAGAUGAGCGCAAGACAGAGAACAAGGACCAAAGAGCACAGUACCACACUGCAUUGGAGAACUGGAACAAGGAUAAGUUGAGGGCAAAGGCAGAGGGGUGGAAAUUCAGCGAGGCAAAACCGGUCUUGGGAAAGUUGCAUGGCCCUAUUCCAAGGCCAGCACUGAAUGUGGCAUGCAAGGAGGAUGCAGUAUCUAGUGGUGGGGAAAGCUUUGAUCUUGAUGGCAUUUCAGAUGCCAGUGAUGAAGACUAG
This is a messenger RNA of Suillus paluster, 717 nucleotides long. RefSeq lists its product as uncharacterized. The transcript is spliced from 2 exons. Bases 1 to 717 code for a protein of 238 amino acids. NCBI's taxonomy places the organism in Eukaryota, Fungi, Basidiomycota, Agaricomycetes, Boletales, Suillaceae. The record is from RefSeq and is a predicted model, not a curated record.